UAGAAACGGAUUCCAUUCUCGUUAACCACCGGAGCUUCAUUUUCUUCUCCGUUCUUCAGAGUUUCAGAGACAGGUAGAAAGAAAGAUAGUCGAUUUCGAUGAGUGGAAUAUCGCCUCCUGCUGCUCUCUGUUCUCAUGACAAAUUCACUCUCCCCAAUCGCCUCUCCCUUGUUUCUCUGCGUUUCUCUCGUCCCUACUGCGCAACCUCUCUGCCAGGCGGCGGCAACCGAAACGGUAGAGCCAACUUUUUCGUCCAUCUCGAACCGAGAGCUCCUCUGCAGAAGCCUCAACGUUUAGCUUUCACAUUCUCGGCUAGAGCUGCUGAUACUACUCAGCCGUCUUCUGUUUCAGCCUCGCCGGACAAAGCAGUAGUUACCGAUGAUGAAUUCUCGCUUGCGAAAGUUUCAUUUGGUGUUAUUGGCUUAGGUGUUGGAAUUUCUUUGUUGUCGUAUGGAUUCGGUGCAUACUUUAAUAUCCUCCCAGGAUCCGAGUGGUCUGCCAUUAUGCUAACAUAUGGCUUCCCUCUUGCAAUUAUUGGCAUGGCUCUGAAGUAUGCUGAACUCAAACCAGUGCCAUGCUUGACAUAUUUAGAAGCUCAAAAGCUGAGGGAAUCAUGCGCCACCCCUAUUCUCAAGCAGGUAAGAGAUGAUGUGAUAAGGUACCGCUAUGGGGAUGAACAACAUUUGGAUGAGGCAUUGAAACGGAUUUUCCAGUUUGGUCUGGCUGGGGGAAUUCCUCGAAGGAGUGCACCUAUUUUGCAAAGUAUUCGUGAAGAAGUUACAGAAGACGGAAAAUAUUGCCUGGUCUUGAUGUUUGAAGCCAAAGCCUUGACAUUGUCAGAUUUUGAGAAAAGACAGGCAAAAUUUGCUUCUUUCUUUGGACCAGGGAUCGCUGCUGAAGUUGGGAAGGGAGACAAUGAUCUGUAUGAAGUCCGGCUUAUUUCUAACACUAUUCCUGGUGCUUCACCAUCAUAAAAUAUACGGUUUUAAUCGAAUUCUACAUAUAAUUGUUUCAUUUACAAACUGCUGUUCACUAGUGAAGUUCUGGUAAGUAUAUAUUUCUUUGGAAACACUGCACUCAAAA
This is a messenger RNA of Cucurbita maxima (winter squash), 1083 nucleotides long. Its product is annotated as thylakoid membrane protein slr0575-like. The coding region runs from base 99 to 974 and encodes 291 amino acids. The transcript is spliced from 9 exons. Lineage: Eukaryota; Viridiplantae; Streptophyta; Magnoliopsida; Cucurbitales; Cucurbitaceae. The record is from RefSeq and is a predicted model, not a curated record.